AUGUAUUUAAUGACUAUGAAUUGCGCACCAACGGAUGAUAGAUCAACGACCCCUAUAUCGGAAGUUGGAUCUACUCCUGAGUCAAAUAGCAAUAGCACGGGAACUACAGUUAGUGAUGGACAGGAUGGAUCAAAUUCAACCUUGAGAGGUGGGACUACUUCUGAUUCCAGCCUCAGUUUAAUUAGUGAUAGCAAAGAUGGAUCAAUAUUUAGUUCAGGAGGUGGGUCUACCUCUAAUUCUACUAAGAAUACAACUCCUAGCUUAGUUAGUACUGGCAAAGAUGGAUCAAACUCUGCUUUAGGAGAAGUGUCUGCCUCUGCUCCUAAUGGAAGUACCACACACAGUAUGGUUAGUACUAGCAAAGAUGGAUCAAUCUUUAGUUCAGGAGGUGGAUCUACCUCUAAUUCUACUAAGAAUACAACUCCCAGCUUAGUUAGUACUGGCACAGAUGGAUCAAUCUCUAGUUCAGGAGGUGGGUCUACCUCUAAUUCUAUUAAGAAAACCACAUCCAGUUUAGGUAGUACUAACAAAGAUGGAUCAAUAUUUAGUUCAGGAGGUGGGUCUACCUCUAAUUCUACUAAGAAUACAACUCCUAGCUUAGUUAUUACUGGCAAAGAUGGAUCAAACUCUGCUUUAGGAGAAGUGUCUGCCUCUGCUCCUAAUGGAAGUACCACACCCAGUAUGGUUAGUACUAGCAAAGAUGGAUCAAUCUUUAGUUCAGGAGGUGGAUCUACCUCUAAUUCUACUAAGAAUACAACUCCCAGCUUAGUUAGCACUGGCACAGAUGGAUCAAUCUCUAGUUCAGGAGGUGGGUCUACCUCUAAUUCUUUUAAGAAAACCACAUCCAGUUUAGGUAGUACUAACAAAGAUGGAUCAAAGUCUAGAACAGAAAGUGGGUUUAUCUCUAAUUCUACUAAAAAUACCACACCCAGUUUAGUUAGUGAUAGCAAAGAUGGAUCAAACUCUACAUUAGAAGGAGUGUUUGCCUCUGCUUCUAAUGGAAGUACCACACCCAGUAUAGUUAGUACUAGCAAAGAUGGAUCAAUCUUUAGUUCAGGAGGUGGAUCUACCUCUAAUUCUACUAAGAAUACAACUCCCAGCUUAGUUAGUACUGGCACAGAUAGAUCAAUCUCUAGUUCAGGAGGUGGGUUUAUCUCUAAUUCUACUAAAAAUACAACACCCAGUUUAGUUAGUGAUAGCAAAGAUGAAUCAAACUCUGCUUUAGGAGGAGUGUCUGCCUCUGCUCCUAAUGGAAGUACCACACCCAGUAUAGUUAGUACUAGCAAAGAUGGAUCAAUCUCUAGUUCAGGAGGUGGGUCUACCUCUAAUUCUACUAAGAAAACCACAUCCAGUUUAGGUAGUACUAGCAAAGAUGGAUCAGUCUUUAGUUCAGGAGGUGGGUCUAUUUCUAAUUCUACUAAGAAUACAACUACUAGCUUAGUUAGUACUGGCAAAGAUGGAUCAAACUCUGCUUCAGGAGAAGUGUCUGCCUCUGCUUCUAAUGGAAGUACUACUCCCAGUAUGGUUAGUACUAGCAAAGAUGGAUCAAUCUUUAGUUCAGGAGGUGGAUCUAUCUCUAAUUCUACUAAGAAUACAACUCCCAGCUUAGUUAGUACUGGCACAGAUAGAUCAAUCUCUAGUUCAGGAGGUGGGUCUACCUCUAAUUCUUUUAAGAAAACCACAUCCAGUUUAGGUAGUACUAACAAAGAUGGAUCAAAGUCUAGAACAGAAAGUGGGUUUAUCUCUAAUUCUACUAAAAAUACCACACCCAGUUUAGUUAGUGAUAGCAAAGAUGGAUCAAACUCUACAUUAGAAGGAGUGUUUGCCUCUGCUUCUAAUGAAAGUACCACACCCAGUAUAGUUAGUACUAGCAAAGAUGGAUCAAUCUCUAGUUCAGGAGGUGGGUCUACCUCUAAUUCUACUAAGAAAACCACAUCCAGUUUAGGUAGUACUAGCAAAGAUGGAUCAGUCUUUAGUUCAGGAGGUGGGUCUACUUCUAAUUCUACUAAGAAUACAACUACUAGCUUAGUUAGUACUGGCAAAAAUGGAUCAAACUCUGCUUUAGGAGAAGUGUCUGCCUCUGCUUCUAAUGGAAGUACCACUCCUAGUAUUGUUAGUACUAGCAAAGAUGGAUCAAUCAUUAGUUCAGGAGGUGGAUCUACCUCUAAUUCUACUAAUAAAACCACAUCCAGUUUAGUUAGUAAUAGUAAAGAUCGAUCAAAUUCUACUUUAGGUGAAUUUUGGCAAGAAGAAAAAGACGACGAGGGAAUAGAUAAUGAUCGUCCUGGCGACUCAAACAAGGAAGCCUUCACUGCAGAGGUUAUUAAGGACGUCGGCAGAUCAGAUCGUGGAUCGACUGGUCACAUUGGAAAUCCGCGACUUGGAUUGCCUUACCCAGGAAGAAGAGUUCCAAAAAACGUUGGCGGAAAUCCACCAGAAGACAGAAAGCAGGAAGGUGACGGUUCCAGGACCCAAUCGAUGAGGAAUAAAGCUCACAGUUGUAGUCACCGACCCAGAGGAGACGGACAGGCUGGAGAAAUUAGGCUGCAUAAAGAUUGGUUUUUAUGUGUUGCCCAAUCAAAAGAAGAUCAUCAUUGUUUGGUGUCAUUAGGUACAGAUGACCUAGAGAUAUUCAUGGAUAUCCUGAUGGAUAAACCAAUUAAUAUCUUGAUGAAUAAACCAACGGACAUCCUGAUGUAUAAACCAAUUAAUAUUCUGAUAGAUAAACCAUUGGACAUCUUGAUGGAUAAACCAAUGGAUAUUCUGAUGGAUAAACCAAUGGAUGGCUUAGGGAUAUUGAUGAAUAUCCUGAUGGAUAAGCAAAUAAAUAUCCUGAUUGAUAAACCAAUGGAUGACCCAGGGAUAUCAAUGGAUAUCCUGAUGGAUAAACUUAUGGAUGACCCAGGGGAUUACAUAAUGAAUGGACCUAGUGGAUAA
Molecule: messenger RNA, 2937 nt
Organism: Leptopilina boulardi
Lineage: Eukaryota; Metazoa; Arthropoda; Insecta; Hymenoptera; Figitidae
Product: sericin 1-like
Exons: 6
Coding region: 1-2937 (978 amino acids)
Source: RefSeq, a predicted model, not a curated record